AGCAGUGGGCGGGCUCUCGGGUCUGUCAUUCAGCUGUAGCGGGGGAGAGCUCUCACACAACGGUAUACUGAACGCGUCUGUACCGGGUGUAAGGAGUUUCCCAGUUGAAAACUCCCUCUCUGUUUUUAAAGAAGUUACUCGUCGUUUAAAUAAGUUGUCGUUGUUAAAACGGUUCGUGUUUCACUUGUGAGAAGACUGUCGUGAUGUAUGGGUUAGCAAGCUACCGUUAGCCGCUAAACUAGCAUCUACGGUCCGUGUGGAAAGAAGCGGACUUCCAGCUCACUUUAUCAGCUGUGUUUGGCUCAUAAACUUUGAAUUAAACAUGGAGGAAAACAGUGGCCUCAUGAGGCACUUUCGAUAUCUCCAGGACCCGCACCUUGUCGCCCGCUUCCAGCACAUGUGUGGAGUACGUGGGACCUUUUCUAGAAGCGCCUCUGCCGCCAACAGUAGCGGCAUCAGCAAGCGAGAGGAGCGGGCUCGCUCGCACAACAACGGGGCAUGUCAGCAUCGCGUCAACGGGGGAGAUGGGAGUGAAAAGUUGGCGGAUUUCGGAGCUGGUGACGGCGGGGUGGUGAAAAUGAGAGCAGACGGGGUUCGGAAGAGGAUAGACCUGGAAAACCGCGCGGGCGAUUGUGAAAAUGCUCCCCAGAACGGGUCAGUGCUGUCCGGAGCGUCCGCCGGGAGAGACGCGGCUGGUGUGGCCAGCAACAGUCGCACCCUCUCUGGGGCUCCUGCCGCGGGUGCCGGCGUCGUCAGCAGCAGCAGUCGUGCAGCCGGGCCGCUUCUCACGGGGGAAACAAAGGCAGAGGAGACGGGGAACGGCGGGGAAGACUUCCCGGCUUCCUCACAGAGCAGCGCGGUGAAGCCGCUCCGUAGAAACUCUCUUACAGGCGACGCCGGGAUGGAGUUCCUGAUCGAGAACCGGUUCCUUUACUACCUGUUCACCUUCGGAACCGAGCUGGGCAACGAGCUCUUCUACAUCAUCUUCUUCCCCUUCGUCAUGUGGAACCUGGACGCCCUCGUGGGCCGGAGGCUGAUCAUCGUGUGGGUGUGGGUCAUGUAUCUGGGACAGUGCACCAAGGACGUGAUCGGCUGGCCGCGGCCCGCUUCACCGCCGGUGGUCAAAGUUGAGAUGUUCUACAACUCGGAGUACAGCAUGCCGUCCACACACGCCAUGUCCGGCACGGCCAUCCCCUUCUCCCUGUUCCUCAUCACCUAUGGACGAUGGGAGUAUCCGUUCGCGCUGGGCUUCAUAGUGGCUCUCUGCUGGUGUCUGCUGGUCUGCGUCAGUCGAAUCUACCUGGGAAUGCACUCGGUCCUGGACGUCAUUGCCGGUUUCCUGUACAGCGUCCUCAUCCUGCUCUUCUUCCUGCCGGCCUUGGCCCCGAUCGACGACUUUAACCUGACGUGCCGCUUCGCGCCGCUCAUCAUCAUCUCGCUGCACCUGGGCCUCGGCCUCUUCUCCUUCACGCUGGACACCUGGAGCACGUCGCGAGGCGACACCGCUCAGAUCCUGGGCACGGGCGCCGGCGUGGCGCUGGCCUCGCACAUCAACCACUACCUGGACCUGCUGCCCGACCCCGCGCCCGAGCAGCUGCCGCUCACCUUCCCCGCCCUCGGCGUGGGUCUGGUAGCGGCGGCCGCGCUGCGUAUCGCCGUGGGCGUCCCCGUGCUGGUGGCCACACGGGCGCUGAUGAAAGCCGUGACCAUCCCGCUGGUGUGCCGCGUGUGCGGCGUUCCCAGCGACGACGUGAGGAAGGCGAGGCAGCACAUGGAGGUGGAGCUGCCGUACCGAUACAUCGUCUACGGCACCGUGGGCUUCAACGUGCUCUUCCUGGUCCCGCUGAUCUUCAGCUACCUGCAGCUGUCCUGACCGGAGGACGCUGAAGUGAGUCCGUUCACCUGCUGCUGCAGAGUUUCAUCCAAAACCACUUCCCGACGCCAGUUUCAGUCGGUCUGACGCCACAGAAUCUGGAUCCUCUUUGUUCGUUCAGUUCAAAAAAGAAAAACAUUAGCGACGUGAGCAGAUAAAAUGGGAGCAGCUUCCGUCAGUCACUUCCUGUUGAAGAGGAAGUCUUUUCAAAUGUAGCUUUGACUGUUUGUGCCUGUGACGGAGCUAUCGCUCUGUUCUCUUCUCUUAUACCUGAUCUCCUCCUCCUCCUCCUCCUCCUCCUCCUCCACCAGCAGCACAAAUUAUUCUCAAAAGCAAACAAACUUCUUCAUUUGUGGCCUCGGGGAAAAACUAAAAGAGAAAACGCCACAGCUUUGCUACUGAUCGACGACCUGUGUCUGAGUUUCUGUUGUUUGUUUUUAUUUGUGUUGUUGUUGUUGUUGUUGUUAUUGUUGUUAAGAGCAAAGACAAAGAACCACAGAGAUCACGAUUGUACUUUCCGUGUCUGAUCAUCACAGAUCCACGCUGCAGAAACAGCUCUCGUCUUCUUGAAAUGGAUUUAAAUUUUGAAAGAAAAAGAAUCACUGGUGUUAGCAGAUGUCGCUUCACUGAAGGCGUUUUUGUUUUAAGCCCCGCCUCUAGCAUGCCAGGGGUUUCUGAUUAGUUGUCUUUUAUUUUUUGGAUUCUGAAGUUGGGCCGGACGUGUCUGCAGAGCUUUUCAUCGCCGAGUAUUUUCUCCAUUAAUCGCGAUCUUGUUUUGAAAUGAUCUUUCAAAAUGUCUUGUUUUUAUCCACAAACUAAAAAUGUUUUUUGGAGCAAAGAAACCAGAAAAAAACGGAUACGGAAAUGCGAAGCUACUCUUCGUAGACACGUGAACGCAACGUAGCGCGAACGUAACGUAAUGUAACGUGAAGUACGCAACACCUGAAGAAUAUAUCGUAAAGUACAACGUAAACAUAACGUCAACGCGAUGUGAAUGCGACGUGAAGUACGUAACGUGAACAUAGCGUAAUGUAACGUGAAGUACGCAACACCUGAAGAAUAUAUCGUGAAGUACAAUGUAAACGCAAAGUCAACGCGAUGUGAAUGCGACGUGAAGUACGUAACGUGAACAUAGCGUGAAUGUAAAAUGCGACUCAGUCGUAACUUGUUGUGAAUGUGCUCGACGUCAGUGAUUAAUCUGGUGAUUUUUAAAUCCUCGUCUUUGUGUUUUUGCAGCGAGAGAAAACUUUGUGCUUCUUUGUCUUUGUUUCACUUCUCACAGCAAUAAGAUUCCUGUGGUUUUAUCAGACUUCCUGUUUCUUCUUCUUCUUUGAUCGCACGUGUACAGUGUUGUGUUGUUGUUGUGUUCUUAAAGGGCUCCUCCCACUCUCUGAGAUGGAUUGCUUUUCCUGAAGCGAUGACGAGGCACAUACGAGCUCCACGACCAGGACGCCGCACUUUUCCUCUGUUUGUUUGUUGUUAUGAAUCUGAUGACACUGAAGAAGAAUUGUACUUCCUGUUUGAUGACGAUGAGUGUUCAUGUGUUCAUGUGUGGGGACGAUGACAGGAUGAAGACGACGCAGCUCAGGUUGUGAUUGAAAUAGUUGGUGUUUGAGGUGAAGAUUAUCAUUUCAUUUCAAAAAAGGAUGAUUUUUGUUGUUAAAUGGACGAGUGAAUUCAGUUUUUUCGUUUUAUUUUCCUCCAGAACUUUGUCUCACGACGGAAGAAGGACAGUCUCUUCCUCUCGUCCUCUGUCUCCUCCUGCCAUUCCUGGUCUCCUCAUCACGUCUGUGGUCUCCUGCUUUCAUCCUCUGUGUCCUCCUCUCAUUCUACGUCUCCUCCCGUCAUCCUCUGUCUCCUCAUGUCGCUAUCGGUCUCCCCUUGUUUGUCUUCUUUUCCUCUCAUCCUCUGUUUCUAUCUCUCGUUCCUUGGUCUCCUUGUCAUGCCUUUGGUCUCCUCCUCUCGUCCUCAGUUUCCUCCUGUCCUCGUCCUCCAUGCUGCAGCUGAGUCACUGUCGUCGUCUGUGAGUUCAAACCAAAAGCGACUUUUACUUUUGAAGACUUUUUCUUUCUUUCUUUUGUUUUUUCUCUCUUUGUUUUCAAACGGUAACCUGGAGAAUUCAAAACAUGGGUUUGUUUUAAACGACUCGUGUUUGACCGUGACGUCACGUUAAAGCUGAAAUGACUGAAUGAACCACACAAACAAAUGUUUUCCAUGUCUGAUCGUUCAGACACACUGUCACACACAGACUUUCAACAAAACAUACAAUGUAUGUAUAUGUAUACAUAUAUAUAAAUAUGUAUGUAUAUAUACAUAUUUUUAUAUAUGUAUAUAUACAUAUACAUAUAUAUGUACUGUACAUAUAGAUAUGUACACACCUUGUGCCUGAGACUAUAUGAAAAAACACUGAUGAACUCCGUAUAAAAAGACAAACAAACAAAAAUAGAAUUUUCCUUUAGAUUAACUUCCUGUUACACUAACAUGAACAGUAGGGGGCAGUAGCCUCACACACAGCACUGUCGACGGUGGAACUGAGAUCACAGUUUGAUUUUAUUUUUAACGUCGCGAUCUAACGUAUUUUUUACAAAAUGUGAAUUCCGUUCUGCGGUGCUGCCCCCAAGUGGAAUACUCCAGUAACACAUGUGGUCAUGUUUGCAACAGGAAGUGGAUCUCAGUAAACAUUUUUUAGAGCAAAUUUUUAUAUAAGAAAGAAAGAAAAUAUUUUUACGACUUUCACUCUUGAGCGGGAUUUUGGUUUUUUUGUUUUCUUUUCUUUUCAUUUCCUUCUCGUCACGUGUUUCUCAGAGUGGUUUGCAGUGCCUUGCUCCAGGGCACGUGGACGUCAGUUUUUAAUGAUGCGUUGAUUUGCUGCUGUCGCCCCCUGCUGGUGAAGAUGAUUUUGCCUGUUUGAGCAUCAGCAUCAGGAAGUUUGAUGUUUGGUACUGUCUGAGUGUGUGUGUGUGUAUAUAUACAUAUAUGUAUAGAUGUGUGUGUAUACUGUUCCCAGAAUGCACUGCUUCCCCACUCAGUGUCAUGAGCUGAACCACGUCCUGAAAGUUUAUUUAAAAAACAUAAGUAUAAAAAAAAGGAUUAAAGGAAACUGAAGCAGAAGAUGUUCAUAUUUUAACAGACAGAUUUGUUUUGUGUUUAAAUUUUUUUUUUUUUGUAGCAGUUAAAGUUUAAUUUUACUGACAUUUGUGGUUAAAAUUGAUCAGGAAUUUGAGGUUUUUUGAGCUCCUGACGCCAAAAAGGCUCAUAUUUAUUUUUCCUUGUCUUAAAUUGUGGAAAAAUGGAAAAUUGGGAAAAGUCGCACGACUCAACCUCUUUUAAUAAAUUCUCUGAAUUUGAAAUGAAACUCGGACACAGCGGCGUCACAUGUCACUUCUUCUUCUUUUGUCACUUUCACUUCCUGUGGCCUCGCGCAUUGUCCCGUGUUUUUGUUGCGUUAUUAUUUUUGUUUUGAAAUCACUGUGUUUCUGUUCGUUUGUUUAUUUCCACAAUGAAAAGUUCAACUUUUGUAAAAAUGAUAGGAAUUUAUCAGGAAAAGUUUCGUUUUCCUGCAGACGGACGCAGAGUUGUGGAAAUGAGUUGAAUUAAAUGAGAUUAACAGAUGAGAUUAGACCAAACGUCUGUGAUGAUGAGGUGAAUUGUUUAUGUGUUCUUCUGUGGUCAUUGAAUUAAUCUGGUUAGUUUAUUUAAUUUAAAGCAGGAUGUUUGUAAUCUGAUGCAGAAAUACACUUUUUAAACACUUUAAAAAUUUCACUCCAUCAUAAUUUAGCCUAAAUCACAAAAUGUGUUGAAGCGUAUCCUUAAAUUAUACAUUUUUAUUUUUUUUAAUUUUUUUUACAAUUUUUAGAAACAUUUAUUUUGUUAGAUUCAUAAUCUGUAAUUAUAUUCCCCUAUUUUUAAAUCAAAACCUCAAUUUUGUCUCUGUCGUUAUUCGAUCAGUUCUGAAAUGUGUUUAACAUUCCUAAGAUUUUACAUUUUUAUUUAUAUUUUUUUAUUUGAUUUAAAUCUAUCAUAAUCUGGAAUUAUAUCUCAGAAUUGUAUUCUUUAAAUUCUAAAUCCCAAUUUUCCCAAUUGUUAUUUGAUUCAUUCCAAAUUUUCUGAAAAGCAUUCCUGAAAUUUUACAAUCCCAUAUUUUGAAAUAAUCUGGUAUUAUAAUCCAGAAUUCUAUUUUAAAUUCCAAAGUUUUAUUUGUCAAGAUACCAAUUUUUUUUUACAUUGUCACAUUUAAUAAAUUCCAAAAUUUGUGAAAAAUAUUCCUGGAUAUUUUUCAUUUUUUUGUUGUUUCAUUUUUUUGUUUUUUGUUUUUCAUUUAAUUCAAAACUCGGUCAUAAUCUCACAUUUUUAUCCUCUAAUCCCUUCAUCAAAUCCUGAAAUCAUAAACUGUAUUUAUCAAAAACGUAUGUUUAUACUGUCAUAAUCUCAAAACGUGCGUUUGGUGAAAAUUUUGAGAAAUGUUCCAAUUUUAUAAAUUUAAAAUCACAGUUUUCUUCAACGUUAACUGAAGCUUCUGUCGUGAUCGUUCUCCAGAAAAAAAAAUGUUCUCAUAAAUUCUCAUAAUUAUAUAUAAAUAUUUCAUAUAUAACCACAAUCAGGGAGGUUCUUUGUAAAUUCUUAAAUUCUUUAUGAUAAAGUAGUUGAGAUUUUCAGCUCAUGUGCUACCCCCGGUGGCCGUGGUGGUAUUUCUGCUCAACGUUUUUUUCUUUUAAUUACUAUUGUUAUUUUUUAAUUAAAUCUCAGAGAAAACAUUUUUUUGUUUUUCUGACUUUGACCAAAUAUUGCGUGUGUUAGCGACGUAGCCGUUAGCCUGACUCUUCAGUGCCUUCAUCGUUGUUCAGGAACAUGAAUAUUUUAAAUCUCGAUGUUGUUGUUGUUUCUCUCUCUCUCAUUUGUCGCGUUGCCUUUUGCACUCUGCAGCUGCGACAUAAAUAAAUCAUUUUCCCUGCGUCGAGGGAACUUGUAGAUAAAGUUUUUAAUAAAGUUUUUUCCCUGGUUUAUAACUGAGUCACUGUAGCUAAAGACUUGAGUCUUUGUUUGUGUCGAAUGAAGUCAAAGUGUUGGAUUUUAAUCUUCAUACGUUCAUAGUUGUUCACUGACUUUGAUUUAAAAAAAA
Solea solea (common sole) is the source of this 6992-nucleotide messenger RNA. RefSeq names its product sphingosine-1-phosphate phosphatase 1b (gene sgpp1b). Bases 323 to 1873 code for a protein of 516 amino acids. The transcript has 3 exons. NCBI's taxonomy places the organism in Eukaryota, Metazoa, Chordata, Actinopteri, Pleuronectiformes, Soleidae. The record is from RefSeq and is a predicted model, not a curated record. Gene Ontology annotation, molecular function: sphingosine-1-phosphate phosphatase activity. Gene Ontology annotation, biological process: phospholipid dephosphorylation; sphingosine metabolic process. Gene Ontology annotation, cellular component: endoplasmic reticulum membrane.